AUGUAUUACAUGCUACAAAGGAGAUACAUCAAUGAAAUCAUUCAAUAUACACCACAAGAAACGCUUGAAACAUUAACAAGAGUCAGUCGACGCUUCGGAGAAGCACCAAAUACAUUGACUAAGUUAAACUGUCUGAGCGGGAAAGAGUGGAACACUUCACACUUCAUGUUGAGUGCAGUUGAUCACCUCACCAUUGUUAAAUACAGAGAGUUCUUAAAGAACAAACCUAACAAACACAUCACAUCACUUACAUUUUACGCAUUGGAGUUAUACACUACUAAUGAACUUUUGAUGGUCUGUGUGCCUCAGAAUAUCGUCAAAUUGAUAUUACACUACAACGAGUCAGUAGCCCCGAUCUUGUUGAAUGAUUUAAGGUUUUUCACAGCACUGAAGUAUCUUGCAAUCAAUAAAUAUGAGGAAGAGACUCAAUACAGCAAUACAACACUUGUCAAGACACUGAGAACGUUCAGAACAAAGGAAAAAGCGGCGCAGUUUAUCGGGCAAUGCUACAAACUGAAAGACGUUGAGACAAGACACAACGACUUACUUGAGAACUUAGAAGCAUUGAAAUCUGUUAUUACAUUCCGUCUUCAUAUGGACCAAAUGAUGUUCAAAGAGGAAAGGAAAUAUUCAUUCCUCUUUAUUAAGCGGAUGAGUAAAUUGAAAGAGUUGAUAAUCAGUGAUGAUUUAAUACAGGGAGGUUACUUUAUGUUUGACACGUCGGUGUUGGACAGUAUUUCAAAUAACGUUCAAGUGACACUUAACUUGGAACAUGUUGUAGUUCCCUUCAACUCGUACGUUGAUAUUAACACCGACUACUAUACACUAUUCAUUCAGAAACAAUGCACAGUAUUGUUACUUAACAACAAAAACAUCAAUAAGAAAAGCAUUUUACAAAACACAGUAAAAGCUGUUGUGCAGGGCAAUAAUACGAAUGAUGCCAUAAGUUCCGAGCGUCGUGGUGAAGAAGGAAAGAAGAAGAGUAUUUUUAUUAAACAAGUUGAAGUGUGUCGGAGUGAGGUGAGUUGUUUGACAACUUUACUUUCGAACGUAGAGUGCGAGGAAAUGAAGUUUUUCAGGUGUAAAGUUGACAAAAACAUCGAACAAACGAUUUUUGAGAGCCUUCGGUGUGUCUCAUUCAAACGAGUGUGUUGUGUUGAUAUGUCUUUAUUAGAACACAUAACUCAACUGACGGAAAUGCGUUUCGACGAGGUCGGUAAGGUGAAACACCGGAAGUUCCUAGGCAAUUUACACCUGUUGAGUCUUGUUGUUCACAACACGGGGAAUCUCUUUAUUGACAAUAUCAGUCGGAUAAAAACACUCAAGAAUUUGGAGUAUGACCAGCGCGACGUGAAGUGUAUGAGCAUUUUUGGAAAGGAGUUUGUCAGACACAAAGGCGAGUUUGUCACAUACCAACAUUUUCUUCUCAGUUUGGACAACUGCAAGUUUGAAAGUGUCCACAUCAGGUUCAAACACCAGGCUGUUGACAACCCAUUUUACUAUUUUAAAAGGUAA
This is a messenger RNA of Entamoeba invadens IP1, 1515 nucleotides long. RefSeq lists its product as hypothetical. The record is from RefSeq and is a predicted model, not a curated record. The transcript has a single exon. The coding region runs from base 1 to 1515 and encodes 504 amino acids. NCBI's taxonomy places the organism in Eukaryota, Evosea, Mastigamoebida, Endamoebidae.